AUGUCCGACGCCGGCGAGCCAGUAGGCGACCCUCCCGCGGCGGAGGAGCCGCAGGAGGUCCCAGCCGCGGAGGAGGCCCCCCCAGCGGCCGACAGUCCAGGCGCCGAGCAAGAGGACGACGUUGCCGCCGAAGAUGAGGGUCCCGCAACGCCACCUCCGGAGCCCGUUUCCGUCGCGGAUGCGUACCGCGAGGACCUCCCGCUUCCGCAGAAGAUCGCCUCGAUCAAGAAGGUCCUCGAGAGCGGCGGGGCGAUCUCCUCCAGGUCCCUAAACCCGCAUUUGGACGAAGAGGACGAGCACGGGAACCCCAGCCCGAUGAAAAUCGCGUCAAUCAAGGAGGUUCUCGCCGGCGGGGGCGUCGUCUCGAACCGCCAGCUCGACCCGCACGUCGCGCCCGAGGGCGAGGCCCUCGGCACCGUCGCCGAGGAGGUCAGAGCCGCCUCGGACGCGGCCUCGCCAGCGUCGCCCGACGCGCCGCCCGCGCCUGCGCCGGAGGCGUCCGCCGGCGCGCCCGGCGCGGACCGCGAGAGCGACGACGACGUCGACGAGGGCGCACUCGACGGCUUCGCGGUCGACCAGCCCCCGAUCGGCGCCAACGGCCCGCAGCGCGGCCGCUACGACCCCGACGACUUCCUAGUGCCCCCCGAGGAGGGCAUCAGCCUCCCGGCGUCGACGUGCGAGGUCCACAGCGUCCUCGGCCUCAACGCGCACCGCCGGAACAACCUCGCGUACGUCUCGGACGACGUCGUCGUCAGCGCGGCGGGCGCCGAGCUGGUCUUCCUGAACGUGUCGGACACGACGCUGGAGCAGCGCUUCAUGCCGAGCCUGGACGGCGCGGGCGUGGGCGCGUUCGCGGUGCACCCGUCGAAGAAGUGGCUGGCCGUCGCGGAGAUGUCGCUGACGCGCAGCCCCAACAUUUACGUGUACGCGUUCCCGUCUCUGGAGCUGCAGCGCGUGCUGCGCGGCGGGACGGAGCGCGCGUACAACGCGCUCGCGUUCAACCCGAAGGGCGACAUGCUCGCGUCGGUCGGGUCCAGCCCGGACUACAUGCUCACGCUGUGGAACUGGGACGCGGAGGCCACGGUACUGCGUUCCAAGGCCUUCUCGCAAGAGGUCUUCAACGUGACGUUCUCGCGGUACUUCGACGGGCUGCUCUACACGUCCGGCAUCGGCCACGUGCGCUUCUGGAAGAUGGCCAACACGUUCACGGGCCUCAAGCUCCAGGGCCAAAUUGGGAAGUUUGGGGCAGUCGAGAUUUCCGACAUCGCCGGGUACGUGGAGAUGCCGGACGGGAAGGUGCUGUCCGGGUCGGAGUACGGCGAGCUGCUGCUGUGGGACGGCGGGCUCAUCAAGGCGGUCAUUCGCGCGGAGGGCGACAAGCCCUGUCACGCGGGCGCCGUGGAGUGCAUCUACCACGACAAGGGCAGCAACGCGAUCCUCACGGCCGGUGCGGACGGGUACAUUCGCACGUGGCCCUUCAAGGAGCUGUACGAGGCGGACCCCGAGGACGGCAUCGUCGUGAGCGUCCCGAUGCUGACCGAGACGCUGGUGCGGCAGGGCGUGCGCAUCAAGUCGCUGCUGGUGGAGGCCGACCACAUGCUGAUCCAGGACGAGGCCGGCGGGCUGCUGCGCGUGGUCAUGCAGCCGCCCGCGGCGCCGCGCGUGCUGGACCUGAUGCGGUUCCACAGCGGCAGCGUGGUGGGGAUGGCGGCGGGUCCCGCGUCGCAUUUCGUGGCGACGGCCGGCGUGGACGGCACCGUGCGCGUGUACGACUACCGCGACAAGACGAUGUCGCACUCGAUGAAGCUCGAGGCGCCGGUGACGUGCCUCGAGCAGUGCGCGCGCGCGGUGGACCCGGACGGGCGGCUGUUGUUUGCUGGGGGCGCGGACGGGGUGCUGCGGGCACUGUGGCGCGUGAGCGGCGGGUUCAAGCUCGUCGGGUGCGAGAAGCCGCACGCGAAGCCGAUCACGCAGGUCAAGUGCUCGCCGGACGGGCUGCGGCUGGUGACGGCGGCCGCGGACGGGGGGGUGUUUUUCUUCAAGCUGGUGGACUCUCUGCUCGUGCCUCAGGCGAUGGUGCAGGUCGAGAGCAAGGUCACGACGGUCGCGUGGUCGGCGGACUCGUCGAAGCUCCUCGUCGGGUGCGAGAACGGCGACGUCUUCCGCUACACCCCCCCCGCGCUGCACGAGACCCCCGGGAAGUCCUUCCUGACGUCACUCCUCCCCCGCGACGACUUCGUCUUCGUCAAGCCGUACGAGCCCGUCGCGGCCGAGGCCGCCGAGCAGCCCGACGCCGACGCCGAGGCCGCGAGCCAGCCGGAGAACAGCGCGGACUCCCCCCCCGAGGAUGGCGCGCAGCUCGAGCGCACCGCGACGAGCGCGCCGCCCAAGGACGAGGACACGGGGCCGUGGCCCGUGGAGCGCCUCGUGUUCCGCGGCGACGACAACGACGCGUUCUUCAUCCAGCUCGGCGCGAAGAUGACGGGGGCGACGUUUGCGUGUUCGUUCCUGGAGAAGGGGAUCCCCGCCGAACGCUACGACGAGGCGCCGAGCAAGCCGAACUGCCCCGCGCGCCGCACGGCGCUCACGUUCUCGCAGGACGGCAUGUUCUGCGUGCAGGGCUUCUCGAACGGGCUCGUGCGCCUGCAGCGCCUGCUCGACUCCCCCCGGGAACUGCCCCGGACUCCCCCCAAGGGCCCGUCGAUGUGGCAGGCGAGCGUGCAGAGCUUCGUCGAGGGCGGCAUCACCGCGCUCACGCUCUCCUUCGACAACAGCUACCUCCUCGUCGCCGGCGCCGACGGAACGCUCGUGGCGUACCUCGUCAGCGGCAUCGAGGGCGCGGUGCAGCGCGAGGGCACGGACCUCGCGCUCCCGACGUACGGCGAGGACCCGAUGCCCGUGAAGGACCCGAUCAAGGACCCGGACGCGUACACCAUCGAGGAGGCGCAGCAGAAGGCCGAGCAGGACGCGAUACGCGCCGAGGCCGAUCGGAAGAAGAUGACGGUGAAGCAGCGCAUCGAGGACCUGCGCCGGAAGCUCAAGGCGCUCAAGGAGGCCGACGCGCGGCUCCCGGCGCCCGAGCGGCUCCCCGAGGAGGCCUGGGCGAUCGACCGGCGGUUGCGCGACAUGAUGCGCGAGCGCAUCGAGGGCGACAUCGGGGACGCGCGGAAGGCGCUGGCGUGGGAGAGCGAGCGGUGCCGGCUGUCGAUGGAGAAGCUGCGCGAGCGGUUCUUCGGGUCGCUCGAGGUCGAGCGCAUCGUGGUCCGCGCGAUCGACGAGGUGGCUGCGGUGGCGACGCUGCGCGCCACCCGCCUCCCAGCGCGGCUGGCCGACGAGCUGAACGCGUCGGCGGCCGACGACGAGGGGCUGCUCGAGCGGCGCCGCGUCGCGCUGAACAAGAACCAGUCGUUCGGCAUCGGAAGCGCGAAGCGCUCCAAGAGUUUCAAGGACUUUGACGCGCUGAGUCAGGGGGCGCAGAGCCAGGGCAGCGGGGACGACGGGGCGCGGCAGGAGCAGGCGUCGAAGCAGGAGCAGCGGCGGCAGGCGCGCAUGAAGCGGCAGCAGGAGUGGGCGGCGUUCCUGGCGCGGAAGCCCGACGACAAGACGGACAACCCCGUGGACGUGGCGGCGAUCCAGGAGGCCGAGAGGACGCUCGGGGACUGGAAGCUCAAGUCCGACGUGGGGUACCUCGCGCCGGAGCACCUGCGGGUCGAUGCGCGGAAGAAGCGGCGGAUGGUGCUGGACUUGGAGGUGGCGCUAUUCAAUCUUCGAAUGACGUUCAACAAGGACGUCCUGUCUCUGCGGGACCGCAAGCUGAAGCUGCUGGGCGAGCUGUCGCGCAAGUACGAGGAGCUCGCGGAGGUCGCGCAUGUCCUCGGCGAGGAGGAGGCGGUGCCGACGCUUCGCAUGGCGGCGGACGAGCAGCCAGAGCGGCGCUUCGUGGUGACGGAGGAGGACAUCCUCGCGCACAAGAAGGCGCUCGCGGACGAGGAGAAGGCCGCGGCGAAGAGCAAGGCCGGCGGCUUCGGCGGCUUCGCGGGCGGCGGCGGCGGCGGCGGCGGCGGCGGAGCCGCCGGCCAAAACACCCCCGGCAAGAUGACGCCGCAGUCGUCGACGGGCCGCGCGAAGGACGCCGGCUUCGGCCCCGUGGCGUACGGCGGCGGGAAGGGCCGGUCUCCGCCGGCGAAGUCCCGCGCGGGCGCGGAGGCGGCGCACGCGGUCAAGCCCACUGCGCUGCAGGAGGCGCGCGCGGAGGUGGACCGCGCUCGGCUGGGCAUUCGCCGCGAGCUGCUGCGCGAGGAGAUCGCGCGGAUGGUCCGGUCGUUCGACGAGGAGGUCCAGCGGCUGCGCGAGCGCCGGUUCGUCGUGGAGGCCGACCUGAAGUACCAGCAGGGCCGCCAGCUCGUGAUGCUCGAGGAGAUGGCUAUUCUGAGGGACUUGGGUCGGUCCGAAGACCAGCUGCGCGCGAAGCUCGAGGCGAAGCUCGCGGAGCAGGAGGAGGGUCUCCGGAAGAUCGAGGAGUGCGAGUCCCGGCUCGAGAAGAAGGCGGAGGAGGUGGCCGCGGUGAACGAACGCAAGGCGGCAGUGGCGGAGGAGUUCAGCGAGCUCGUGAACGAGAAGCACCCGUUCCGGGAGCAGCUCCACAAGGUCUUCACGAAGCGCGUGAAGCGCUCGAAGGGCGGCGCGGACGAGGAGGCGGAGGGGUCGGAGGCCUCGGACAGCGACGCGGGCUCCGACUACGGAUCGGACGCGGACGACGAGGACGAGGACGGGUGCCCGAGCGGGUGCGAGCAGCUGCUGUACGAGAAGGUCUGCGAGCUGCGGGAGCGCCGCCUGGACGAGGAGGACGUCCUGAUGGAGCUCGCGAAGGGCGUGGAGGCCGUGAACAAGGAACGGGAGAUGCAGUCGAAGCGGCUGCGGAUGAUCGAGAGCAGCCUGCAGGCGCUCGAGGAGGACAUGAUGGACCUCGAGCGGCAGAAGCAGCGCGAAAUGAACGAGGUGUCGACCAACGUGAUUCUCCGGAUGCAUCAAGUGGAGUACCUGGACGACGGACACCUCCCCCGGGAUCUCUCCGACGCGCUCGUCUUCUCGCAGACGGCCCGCGAGCGCCUCAAGGCGCGCAUCGGCGAGCUCAUGCGCGAGAAGCAGGAGCUGCGCGCGCAGCAGCGGCAGCUCCGGCGCGACCACGUGCAGCUGCAGCGCGAGCUCGGCGGCCGCGAGAAGGAAAUCGGGGACCUCCGGGCGCGCGCCGACGAGAUCCAGGUGCUCAAGUUCGGCUCCCUCGUCGACCUCGACCUCCUGGACCGCGCGAUGCGGCAGCGCGCGAACCCGGACCUGCAGGAGGAGCUAAAGCGGCAGGAGCGGAGGUUCGCGCGAGAGCUGGCCGAGGUGGACCGCAGCGUGGCGGAGCAGCAGCAGGUCGUGGCGCGGCUGACGCUCGCGAACACGAACCUGCUGCAGGACAUGGCGGGGCUGCUGGAGGAGCGGCGGUCGAUUGACCGCACGCUCAAGGUGGUGCAGACGCAGCUGUUCGCGGACCACGUGCAGCAGCGGCGCGCGGAGCUCGCGGAGCGGCGGCAGAUGAUCGAGGUCGUGCAGACGCAGGCCGAGGAGAUCGACGCGAUCAAGGCCGAGAUCCAGCGGCUGCGCAGCAAGACGGCAUCCAUCUAUUCGUAG
Messenger RNA from Pedinophyceae sp. YPF-701, 5676 nucleotides. NCBI's taxonomy places the organism in Eukaryota, Viridiplantae, Chlorophyta, Pedinophyceae. The record is from the annotation of a GenBank genome assembly.